Messenger RNA from Macrobrachium nipponense, 1251 nucleotides. RefSeq names its product KRAB-A domain-containing protein 2-like. The transcript has a single exon. Gene Ontology annotation, molecular function: nucleic acid binding. The record is from RefSeq and is a predicted model, not a curated record. Lineage: Eukaryota; Metazoa; Arthropoda; Malacostraca; Decapoda; Palaemonidae. Gene Ontology annotation, biological process: DNA integration. Bases 1 to 1251 code for a protein of 416 amino acids.
AUGGCAAAUCCAACUGAGUGUGAUUUAGAAGCACAUUUUCGGGGAGAAUUAUUCCAAAGAAGUGAAGGAAAGAAAUCUGUCUUGCUUCCAAAAGAACAGUAUAAUGAAAUUAUUUCAGAACUGACAGCAAUUGACAAGUCAGGCAAAAAGACGCCUCAUGAAUACUACCUUCUGAAGAAGUAUGAGAUCCUCAAGUGUGGCGAUGUUCUCAAGUUGAUUAGAAGACGGACUGCCAAUGAAGAUCCUAUCUAUUUUGCUACAUUGGAGGAUACAUUCGACAUUAUUAAGCGUGCUCAUAUUGCAACUGGCCACAGAGGGCACGAUAAGAUGGUAAAGGAAUUAUCUAAAAAGUAUGCCAACAUUACCCAUGAUGCAAUAUCUAUUUACAAAUCACUGUGCAUCGAAUUUCAGCGUAAACGUAAGCGACCAACAACCAAAGGGACUGUUGUUAGACCUAUUCUGACAAAGAACUUUGGCUCCAGAUCACAAGUUGACCUUGUAGACAUGCAGGUGAUGAAGCAAGGCAACUAUAAGUGGAUAAUGGUCUACCAAGAUCAUCUUACAAAGUUCUGUGUAUUGAGACCUCUCACAUCAAAACGUGCUGCAGAAGUUGCGUAUCAGCUGUUGGAUAUUUUUCUUUUACUUGGUGCACCGGAAAUUCUACAAAGUGACAACGGAUCGGAGUUUACUGCUUGUGUAAUUACAGAACUUAAACUGCUUUGGCCUGAUCUCGUAAUGGUUCAUGGAAAACCUAGACAUCCUCAGAGCCAGGGGUCAGUUGAACGAGCAAACUGUGAUAUUAAAAAUAUGUUGGUAGCCUGGUUGAGUGAUAAUAAUACAACUGACUGGACAGUUGGUUUAAAAUUUGUGCAGUUUCAAAAAAACUCUAGCUACCAUUCUGGCAUUAGAAGGUCACCAUUUGCUGCAUUGUUUGGAUCCGAUGCAAAAGUAGGACUGACAACUUCAGCUCUUCCACAUGAUGUAAUUCACCGUCUCCAAAGUGAGGACGAUUUGCUGGCAGUAAUUACGGAAGUACAACUUCAGAGGAACCACCUGCUGUCGAACCAGUUACUGCUAAACCACCUGCUGUCGAACCAGUUACUGCUGAACCACCUGCUGUCGAACCAGUUACUGCUGAACCACCUGCUGUCGAACCAGUUACUGCUGAACCACCUGCUGUCGAACAAGUUACUGCUGAACCACCUGCUGUCAAACAAGUCACUGCACUGGGAGUAUUGUGCACGACUGUGA